Messenger RNA from Cryptomeria japonica (Japanese cedar), 977 nucleotides. RefSeq lists its product as uncharacterized. Lineage: Eukaryota; Viridiplantae; Streptophyta; Pinopsida; Cupressales; Cupressaceae. Gene Ontology annotation, cellular component: endoplasmic reticulum; EMC complex; membrane. Gene Ontology annotation, biological process: autophagosome assembly; protein folding in endoplasmic reticulum. The transcript is spliced from 5 exons. Bases 149 to 514 code for a protein of 121 amino acids. The record is from RefSeq and is a predicted model, not a curated record.
AUAAAAAACCUUCCUCGGAGAAAUAAACAUCGGUUUUACCUCAAUAUACAUUUAUCGAUCAAAGCAGAAGAACGCACUCAGAGGGCAGCCGUUUACACGCGAAGUCCCUCACCACUAAGAGAAAACGAUAAAAGGAGCAAACAAAAGUAUGGCAGCAAGAAGUGGAUCUACAAAUGCUCCUGAAAAAAAGUCAAGCAAGCUCGAGAAUGAACUACCAGCUUUUAGUCCAGAAAACCUCCAGAAUAACAUGAGAGUUAUUUAUUACAGCCGCACCUUCUUGUCCAUUAUGGCUGGCGUGGUUGCAGGAAUCUUGGGACUUACCGGUUGGAAGGGUUUUAUAUUCUACUUCAUGAUCAUGAUUCUUACUUCUCUUGGGGUCGUCGUGAAAUCCAAAUUUGAUAUUCAUGAAUACUUUGACUCGUGGAAUCGUGUUAUAUUGGAUGGAAUAUCUGGUGGACUUAUGUCAUUUGUUCUCUUCUGGACAUUUGCUUAUGAUAUUGUGCAUAUAUUUUGAAGCAUCUGUGUUGCUAUCACAUUACGAAAGUGCAUGACUUGCAGCAGUAAGCUGAAGGAUUUAUUUAAGCUUAAGGAUUUAUUCUAUCGACACAGUUUUGUCUGAAGCAUAUGCGCAGAGUGGGAAUUUUUUGUAACCUUUUAUAUUGGAUAAUGGAAAGUGGAGUCUGCAGUUUUUCUUGGCAGAUUAUUGUGGGUACUAGUAUAAAGAUGCACGUUCUGUCCUUUUGUAGUCACCUAAAAGUAUGCCCCAAUCUGAAAAAAGAUCACAGAUUUUGCUUGGAAGGAUGAAUAUUUUACAAAUUACCUAUAUCCAUUUUUCUGCAGAUGCAUUAUUAUUAGUUUUUCAUUGACCACAGGUAAACAUUCCAAAUCAUAAAAACUGAAACUGAGAGUUCGAAGUGAGUUUUUACAUCAUCAUUUUGACUACUUAAAAUUGAUUUCAAGGUUUUUUCUUUCUUACC